This is a messenger RNA of Myxocyprinus asiaticus (Chinese sucker), 2814 nucleotides long. Its product is annotated as prostaglandin D2 receptor 2. The record is from RefSeq and is a predicted model, not a curated record. Gene Ontology annotation, molecular function: G protein-coupled receptor activity; complement receptor activity. Gene Ontology annotation, biological process: phospholipase C-activating G protein-coupled receptor signaling pathway; complement receptor mediated signaling pathway; positive regulation of cytosolic calcium ion concentration. The coding region runs from base 404 to 1702 and encodes 432 amino acids. Lineage: Eukaryota; Metazoa; Chordata; Actinopteri; Cypriniformes; Catostomidae. The transcript is spliced from 2 exons. Gene Ontology annotation, cellular component: plasma membrane.
GUUAUUAUAUUGUCAACACAUUUCCAUCCAUGCAUUUGCUUUUUUUCUGUGCCGCGUUGUCCUGGAGUCACUCUAUGCAAUACAAUACAAUCCAAAGCUGUCAUGUAUGCGAGAGGAAUAUACAGUAAUUAUGAAUAGCAAAGACGAACAAAGAACACAUUCACACCUACUCUUUUCUACUCUUCUUUGCUGUCUCUCUCAGUCACACCCUGCCUCACGAAAAAAAAAGUACAGUACUAAAUGACGUAUGAGAAACAGGAAUGAUGAAAAACACCUGAAAGGCGGACAAGGGGACAAGGAAGAGACGAAGAAAUGUUCACAAAAGGAAGUGAGUGUCCAAAAGAGCAACCAGAGAAGAUGCUCUGCGAAGAAGGUAUCACAGUAAACAAACUUCACAAAAGCAAUGACUUCAUCGUUCCCUCCUAAUUCUUCCCUCAGUCCAUCGUCCCCCUCAGAGCUCCACUGUCCCCUUCUGCAGACAAUGGUCUCUCACACACUGAACAACGACUCUCGUGUGAAUCUGGCAGUGGUCAGCGUGCAUGGGUUGGUGUCCUGUUUGGGGAUCCUGGAAAACGGCCUGGUGCUGUGGGUGCUCGGCUGCCGUCUUCGUCGCAAGACAGUUGCAGCGGUGUGGGUUCUAAAUUUGGCACUGUCAGAUUUCCUUACCACUCUAACCCUUCCACUUUUCACUCAUUACCUACUGAUGGGUCACAGCUGGGAGCUGGGAGGUCCGCUGUGCGCUGCCCAGGCCUCCAUCUUUUUCCUCAACAUGUUUGUUUCUGCCUUCCUGUUGGCUGUGAUAUCGCUGGACCGAUGCUUGUUAGUGACCAAGCCAGUGUGGACUCAGAACCGGCGCACUGUGUCUGCAGCAUGGAAGAUCUGUGCCCUGGGAUGGUUGUGGGCUGCAGUUAAUGCAUUUCCAUAUUUCAUGUUCCGUUCUGUUGUGGUUAAAGAGGAUGGCCGUAAACUCUGCUACCAUAAUUUUGCACUCUACUCCUCUCCAAGCACCCUGCAUAAAGAUUGCAAGGUGCGGCAGGCAGCAACUGCAGUGUCCAAGGUAUUGAUGACUUUUGUUUUGCCACUGGUGGUCAUUGCCGUCAGUUAUGCUUCCUUUGCUCUAAAGCUGCAAGCUCGCAGAAAAAGGCUGAAGAGUAGACGGCCAGGAGUGACCAAUGCUAAAAAGAGUGCAUCCAAAUUUUUCCGAAGCAUCUCCACUUCUUCUACAUCAGCUGGAGAAAAUGGCGCUCGACUCUCGCAAGGUUUUACAAAGAUGGUUGUCUCUGUGAUAGCAACUUUUAUUCUCUGUUGGGUACCCUACCAUGUCUUCUGCCUGCUCGAGGUGGCAGCUCAGUACAUGCCACAGAUUGUAAUGCUAGUGGAGGUGUCCUUGCCAGUGGCAACAACUUUUGCAUUCCUGAACCCUGUGCUCAACCCAAUAAUCUACACCUUCAGCUGUCCGCACUUCUGCACACGGAUCCGGCAGAGUUUGGAGGCAGUGUUUGAGGGGUUGGUGGAGGAAGCUGGACCAUUAGUGUUGGCUACAGGGAGGAUGAGGAGAAAAGACCCCUCGUCCCCAACUUCAGUCAGCACUCCCACCACCCCCAGCAUCCCUCACAUCCAAUGCGACUCCCAGGGUUCCAUCAACCUUUUCAGCUUUAAAAGGUGUCCCACAAAAGAGGGAGAGAGGGAAGACAAAAUGUGACUUUUACUGAAAGAAUUAAAAGAUUUUUAAGGCCCCAUUUUGUGUUCCUCUCCUUGGAGGACCUCUAGGCACCCUUUUAGUUCUCUGUGAAACUUAGUCUUUGUUUUGUCAAAAACUCUAUCAAUGUUUCCUUCAGCAACCUCAUCAUAAGGGAAAGGUUUUGAUGCAAUUGAAAUAAACAUUGAACUGCCUUGGUACAUAAACAUGAUCCUUGAGAAUAUUUUAAAGGGUGCCUGAGGGAUCUUCAGAGGUUUACGGCAGUGUGGCAUCUAAGGAAAUCCAAAUGGUGCUUCCAAGAUUUUAUUUUAUUUUUAUUUUUUUACAGUGUAUAUACAAUAUAUAUCUCUGAUGUGGAAUAAUAUAUUCUCCCACUCUCGAGUGCACCUCUGACAGCUUAUGACUGAUGUUUCUUAGUGGACUAUUGUUCACCAACUAGAGGUCAAAAAUAAUGGAAUGACCCUAUAAGCUUAUUUGUCUCAUUGUCUCACUCUCUCUUCCUCUUUCUCCCACUGGGUUUGAUUUAAGCCAUAGUCAUGCUGGAUUACCUCUGAGGUUGUUGUGAUUUUGUGAAUAUUAUAGAGAGUGUACUCUUUCUUCUGGUGAAAAAAAUGGGACUAAAAACAAAAAUCCCACAAUCACAAAGCAACAUGGCCCGUAUUCCUGUCUCACCUCUUUCACAUUGCUCAGAUUAAAACUUACCACACAUACAUACUAUAUACAACAUCACUGCUUAGAUUAACCUAACCCAGACCACACAUACCCACAGACAACAUUACUAAAACAACAUUUGUAUUCUCACCAGUAUUUGCAGUUUCACAACAACGUACACACAGACACAUAGAUGUUUAACCAAAGAGUGUCUGCAUGAAAAAGUGAAUAACUAGAGGUUCAGAUCAAUACAGCGUGUGUAAAAAAGAAUACAACAAUUGUAUUCUUUUUAUUGCUUUUUAAUUCUAAAAUACUGUAAAAUAUUAAAAUAAAAUCUAUAUGACACAACAGUAAGACUUUGCUUUACUCUUACUACAUCUUAUAACAAAGUUUAUUGCACUUUUGCAUUGUAAAUGAUAGCACAAAUGGAGGUCACUAAAUGUUCUUUGUUUCAAAAUUGUAAA